Messenger RNA from Drosophila innubila, 2307 nucleotides. RefSeq names its product importin-5-like. Gene Ontology annotation, biological process: protein import into nucleus. The record is from RefSeq and is a predicted model, not a curated record. Gene Ontology annotation, cellular component: cytoplasm; nucleus. Gene Ontology annotation, molecular function: protein binding; nuclear import signal receptor activity. NCBI's taxonomy places the organism in Eukaryota, Metazoa, Arthropoda, Insecta, Diptera, Drosophilidae.
AUGAGUGCAAACCAGAUACAAUUUGAAUAUCUUCUAUAUUCCCUAUUGUCGAUAGAGAAUAUAGAGCGCAAACAGGCUGAGGAAACUUAUAGAAAUCUUUCACGGUAGCUGAAGGUAACCAAUUUGCUUGGCAGCAUUUGCAAUGCUCAACAGUCCGAGGAGAUACGACACAUGUCAGCCGUCUUGUUGCGCCGUCUCUUCAAAAACGAGUUUUUGGACUUCUACAAAAAGCUGGCAGUGGACUCGCAGCAGCAGUUAUUGCAGCAGAUAUUGAUUAGCGUGCAACAGGAUGUGACGCCACAGUUGCGUCAUAAGAUUUGCGAUAUUAUUGCCGAAGUGGCACGCAACCUCAUCGAUGAGUGGCCUCAAAUCUGUCAGUUUCUGUUCCAAUGCCUCGAUUCAUCAAAAAGAAUAUUUUUGAAAAUGAUGACAGAUCUGGUUGAGGAUGCCACCUGGCAGACAGACGAUGCCAUCGAUGAAUUUGAUCAGUGUGAUAAUAAUUUUGUUGCACAAGCCUCGCUGGAUCGUUUGGCCUGUGGAUUGGGUGGCAAAAUGAUAUUGCCGCACAUUUGUUCAAGUCUGCCCGAAAUGCUAACCCAUACGGACUGGAAGCAUCGUGUUGCCGCCCUUAAUACCAUUGGGAUCAUUGGUGAGGGAUGUCACAAGCAAAUUGAACCCAUGCUCGAUCAGAUAUCGUGCGGUGUACUAACCUUUUUAUACGACCCCAAUCCAUCCCAACCCCAAUCCCAAUCUCUCUGCAAUGCCCUUGGAAAAAUGUCGACGGACUUUGCGCCCAGCUUUGAGAGGAAAUUCCAUGCACAGGUGGUGCCCGGUUUGUUAAUGCUCUUGGCAGAUGAGCAACAUCCUCGUGUUCAGGCUCAUGCUGGCGCUGCUUUGGUCAAUUUCAGCGAGGAAUGCCCCAAGAAUAUAUUGUUACGCUAUCUCAAUGCCAUUAUGGCCAAAUUAGAGGCCCAACUGAGCUCCAAGUUCAAGGAACUGGUCGAAUUGGGCAACAAGCUGGUCUUGAAGCAGAUUAUCACGACAGUUGCAUCGGUGGCGAAUAAGUGCCAAGCUGUUCAAGCAUUGCCCUAUUUGCUCGACUGUGCCAAGAUUAAGGGCACACAGUAUCUGGAGAACAUGUGGCUAUACAUUUCUCCCGAACUGAUUAAGGCAAUCCGCACCGAAACGGAACCGGAGAUACAGUUUGAGCUAUUGGAUUCAUUGGGCAAAUGUAUUAAAACUUUCGGUCCCGACUGCCUCAACGAGGCGACCAUGAAGCAGGUGCUUCAAAUUGUCAAUAAGUUUGUGCAAAACCAUUUUGAAAGCGCCGAUAAGAGAAUGGCUGUCCGUCUCGAGGAGGAUUACGAUGAUGGCGUUGAGGAACAGCUGGCUGAUCAGCAUGAUACAGACAACUGUAUGCUAGCCAAGGUUGUAGAUAUUAUUCACGUUCUCUUUCUUACAGGCAAGGCGUCUGUCUUCGAGCAGAUAUCACAGGAUAUUGUUAAGCUUCUACAUCCCAAUCGUCCAUAUACUGAUCGCUACUGGGGUCUUUGUGUAUUCAAGGAUUUAAUUGAAUUAUCUGGUCCCUCUUGUGCAUCGUAUCAGCAUAUAUUUAUACCACCAUUUCUGCAAUAUGUGGUCGAUAAGUCACCCGAUAUUCGACUGGCAGCUGCCCUUGGCUGUGGAGCUUUGGCCCAGUACGGUGGGGAUCAGUUUGCCUAGACAUGUGCCCAGUUCAUUCCCCUUUUGCUGCAAGUCAUUAAUGAUCCUAAAUCACGCGAGGGGGAGAAUACAAUGCCAACGGAGCAUGCCAAUUCAGCAAUUUCUAAGAUCCUCAAGUACAUCAAAUCGGGUUUGACCAAUGUGAAUGAGUUAAUUGCAGCCUGGCUCACCUGGCUUCCCACAUCAGAUGAUCUCGAUGAAGCGGUUCACAUCUAUGGCUAUUUUUGCGAUUUAAUUGAGAGCGAUCAUCCUGUCAUUUUGGGCACCAAUAAUUGUAUUCUGCCCCGAAUUGUAUCCAUUAUAGCGGACACCUUCUGUAACGAUGUUCUGGAAGCGAAGACACCCCCUGGAACCCGCCUGCUCACCAUUAUCCAGCACAUUGACUCUUAUCCCGAAGUGAUGCAGGCAUGUGCCCACUCGUUGAAUCCCAAGCAGCAGGAGGUGUUGCAUGAAGCAUAUCGAGAAUUUUGCGCUGCGGCAUCAACAUAAACUGGUGGCCAAAUAAAUUUCUUCCCUCUACUAGAGCAACAGAAUAUUCUAGAAACUAUAUUUUUAUAUAUUCAAUUUUGUAUACAUGAGCUAAAA